CAGAACAAAGAUGGCCGCUGGCCACUGGGGAAUAUUCAGCCACUGAGCUCCGUGCGGGGCGGAAGCGGGGCCCGGGUCCGUCCGGAAUAGCCCUCCCCGGGCUGCCGGCACGUAGCUGAGUCUGGGCCCGAUGAGCAAGGCGUGGCGGAGGGGGGGCGCCCCCGGCGGCAGGAUGGAGGGGGCCGAGGCGGGGGAGCAGGGCCAGGCCGGCGGGCACGGCUCCCACAAGAAGAAGCACAAGAAGCACAAGAAGAAGCACAGGAAGAGGCAUCACCAUGAGAACGUGGGGCCCAGCUUCUCCGCCGAGACCCGGGAGUCCGGCCCCCUGCUCCCCAAGCCCCAGCUCAAGCUGAAAAUCAAGCUGGGCGGGCAGAUCCUGGGCACCAAGAGCGUGCCGACCUUCACGGUGAUCCCCGAGGUGCCGCGCUCGCCUUCCCCCCUCAUGGUUGUGGACGACGAGGACGAGCCCAUGGAGGGGGUCCCCAUUGAGCAGUAUCGGGCCUGGCUGGAUGAAGACAGUAACCUGGACCCAUCGCCCCUGCCGGACCUGGACUCGGAGAGCUGCUUCCCUGCCCGCGAGGACGAGGAGGAGGAGCGCUGGCUGGAUGCGCUGGAGAAGGGCGAGCUGGACGACAACGGCGAGCUCAAGAAGGAGGUGGAUGAGUCGCUGCUCACGGCCAGACAGAAAGCCCUCCUGCACAAGCAGCAGAGCCAGCCACUCCUGGAGCUGCCCAUGGGCUACAAGGCGAAGGAGAUGACGGAGGAGAUGCUGGUGAAGCGGGAGGAGCGAGCCCGGAAGCGGCGCCUGCAGGCGGCCAAGAAGGCAGAGGAGAACAAGAACCAGACCAUCGAACGCCUCACCAAGACCAACAAGGCCAAGGUGAAGACGCUGCGGGAGCGCAAGGCCAAGCAGGCCCCAUGCCCCAUGAUCCGCUACUGCAACGCCGCAGACCGGAUCACCGUGUCCUUCCCGCCCGGGGUCACGCUGCCACUGCCGCCCGGCACGCCGCCGCCCGUGCCUGCAGCCACCACCUGCGGGGUCAGCGGCUGCCCCAACCGCAAGCGGUACUCCUGCUCACGCACCGGCGUGCCCCUCUGCAGCUUCGCCUGCUACCAGAAGAACCUGCAGCUGCAGGAGGCGGUCGGCUAGGGCUCCUGGCACCGACCCUGCUGCCAGGCUCCACCUCUUCGAGGGCUUGGCUGAAGAUCCCUGCGUCCUUCUGGGGAGGCUCGGGGGACGUUCACGCUCCAUCAGCUCAGGAUGCAGCUGCUGCCCUUGUGACGGCGAGCUGAGGACCCUGGCGUCCGAGACCCCUGCUGGGACUGGCUCAUUCCCUGGGAGCUGAGUCAGCUUCCUACCACAAUCGGGUGGCCUGGCUGCCUGGCCCUUCCAGCAGUUUAUGUUGGUUUCAAGAGGAAAGAGGAAGGACAGAAAUUUUCCUAACUAAAGAGCUGCUUCCCCUGCAGGUUCUGGCGGCUGUAACCCAGGGGCUGGGCCCAAGCUGGCUGUGUGUGUGUUUGAGGGGGGUCCCUCGGUGGGCUCCAGGGACCUGGCUCCAAGCCCUGGCUGGAUGAUAGCGUGCCCAUCUCGCCCCUUCAGGCUGCUUGGCCCAUUGGAGACCCAGGCAGGUCAAGGCAGCAGGUACAAACAUCAUCAGAUCCAACAGAGGCACCUCAGGUAAACCAAAGUCAUCUAAGCUCAGAAACCAGAGCCAACGCAAACAGAUUUUAUGCUCGUUAAGACCACCACAGAGCAAAGGCUUUCCACUAGCUGUUCAGAGACAAUCGCCGAGACCUGUCCUGGGAAAUACCACCAUGCACAGUGACAAGAUCGCAGAUGCAAAAGCCCCCGUCUCCCCACUCCUUUCCCUUGGACUCUCGCAGGUCGCCUCUGCUCCCACCCACCAGCCGGUCACGCCUGGGCCAUGUUCUGCGGUUCAGCUGUCAGGGUCGAGGACGUCACAGCACAGCCACUUCCCUGACCAUCCCCUCCCUAAGGUACGGCCAGCGCUCUCCCAGCUCCCCGGUAAUGAGAGCCAUGGCUCUGAAUUCACCACAAAGACUUCACCAAAUUCCUCCAUGCCUCUGCUGAGACCAUGGGUGGUGUGUGAACUCAGGGAGACUAGCCCUCCCCAGCCCUGGGCCACCUGAGCAUCUCCAGCCCAGAGUGCUGGGUGGUGUGAGCACCGGCCCCAUCUACCUGGGCCAGCCACAAGCCCCCAGCCCAGGCAGCAGAAGGGACCUGAGGGUGGAGUGUGGGUGGGGCCACGCGGCUGUUGGGGAAAGUCAGCCUUCCCUGGCCUGUGAUACCUGCCCCCCAUGGCUGAGGCUGUAUUACAGCCCAAGAGAACCUGGUUUCAGCUUCCACCAGUGGUUCCCUGGCCUGGAGCUGAGCCCACCCAGGCAGUGGGCACAUGCUGUGGUCGUGCAUGAGGACGGGUAAAUAAGAGCUGUCGCCUGCAUAUCACUGACCCUGGCUCCGUGUCUGGCCCAUUCAACUGGCUGCAGGUGGACAUUAAUAGGAGUGGGAAGAGAACUGAUCCCUGUGGGAUUCCCCAGAGGAGGGGCCUAGCGAUGGAGGUGCAGAUUCCCAUCAGGAAGGACUCAAACCAUUCUAGUACCUUACCCUGAGUCCGACCCCCUCAGCUGUGUCCCACGAGUGAUGGUGUCGAAUGCUGCAGAGGGGCCCCGGGGAUGGGAUGGGAGCUGGUCACAGCACUAGGCAGGCAAGACACAGCCCUGUUAUUUUCCCAUCAUCACGCACGACCACAACACCGGCCCCAGACGGAGAUGAGAUGGGCUCAGGGCUGAGGAACUGCUGGCGGAAGCUGAAACCCACAAGACGGAGGUGCCGCUGGCAGGCAGAGGGAAGCACUUGGAAGAGUUUGCAGCCAUGGCACAGUCCCCGGUAGUGGAAAGUUCAUGCCCACAAUUGGUUGGUUCAGUCUAUAGUUUAGGGGGCUCCCAGAUUCCUCUUUGGAUCUGAACUCUCACAUAAGAGCACUCACAACGCCUUCUCCUCCCUCUGGCUGGCUAGGAGACGCUGUCCCAGCCUGGCGGCCAGUGACUGGGCCCGGUUAGACAAGCCCGUGUCACUUCCCAGCUGGACUACAGCAGCGCAACCUCCCUGGGUGUGAAGCCACCCCUUGAGGAAACUCCUGCUCCAGAACCCUACAAGACAUCUCCCCCGCACUGCGAGCCUAGCAGGUCCAUCCUUGGCUCUGCGCUGGCUUCCCAUAGACUGUGGAUCAAAGUUGUCAAUCCUUGUCUUACAGGCACUCAGUGAUCUGGGUGCAGUCUGGUAAGAGCUCCCAUGCGUCCCUGGGAGGAGAUCUCUGCUCCACUGGCACAAUGGGCCUCUUUACAGUAAGGGUAAAACUCAUCUGUUCAGGAGCCAGCGUUUUCCUGGGGCCAGUCCUGACUAUGCCAUGAACGUCCCCAGACAGGAGCAGGGAAUAUGCCUGUAUCAACUUGUGAAGUGUUCUGGGCCUGGGCUGAAAUACUGGCACUGUGGCUGCACUUCAGACCUGCCCAACCUGUUGUGGUGCAGUCUAGACUCGAUGGCUGCCCUGCCUGGGAACCGCAGGUAACACCUUAAAGGGACCGGCAGGAAGAGCCCUCAUGGAGAAUGCAUGGAGGGGGGGCAUCCACUCUCUAUAAUUCCAACCAGUGCCCCCCCCCCAUGGAACAUACAAGGGCCCAGAAGGGAGAGGGCACCCCAGCAUGGGAGCACAUGGCACAGAGCUGGUGGUCCUGUUUAAGAGGGGUUCUGCUGGCAGGCUGUGGCCACUGCACGUGAGAGGGCAGAAGGGACUCUGCCUAGCGGGACUCGCUCAUGAACCAGCAGGGUGAGCUCUGAAAAAGGGGCGGAUGUCUCAGGCCUUCUGUUGAUUUCAAUACUCCAGGGCUUUCUGGGUAAAGAAAUCCCUUUGCUGAGGCUGUGCGCCUUGCUUUCCUGCCCUUUGGCCCCACUGGGGUCAAACUAAGUGCCCCCUGUGACGUUAGGAGUGUGAUAUAUCUCACUGAAGGAUGACAGGGCCAGAAAGUGUUAAUUAACUCACAGACUGACCUGACCCAGGGCCAAACUUUAAAGACUGGUUAGGAAGAUCUGUAAAUUAAGAGCUUGGAAAUGCAAGUCUGCAUUGUUAGAGAUAGAAGGAGAGGUGUUUGCUCAGGUCUUGUGAUGUAAGCAAACAAGUCUUGUCUAUUGCUGUAGCUUUAAUUCAAGGAUAAAAAAAGGAAUAUUAACAUUUAGGAAUGUACUUGAGGGAAAUAGUAGUAUUGUCUCUCUGUGUCUUUGAAGGUUGUGGUAACCUGUAUCUGAACUGUUUAAUGGAAAAAUUACCCUGUGCUAAUUACCAGGAUUUUUGGGAGAAGGAGAGUUAAGCCUAUUGUUUUCUCAGGCCAAAAGGCUGCUGGAAAUGUAUGAAGACCCUGGGACAGGAUCCUUCUUCAUCUCAGAUCUGCUUUGGGUUUCAAGAGGAGGAAACCUUAAGCCACAAGGAUUGAGAUCCCCAGUCACUGACUGGAGUCACCCUGAAUAUGGACAUUGAACUAUAACCUAUGGACUAUUUCUAAAAGGAUUUUUGGGAACUACAAGCUCAUCUCUGCUACAUAUCUGAACCUCAAGAAUUGAAUUCACGUUUGUCUGUAUAUUGAUCUUUUAACCAACAAUCUCACUCUCUUCUUUUUUUAAUAAAUUUUAGCUUAGUUAAUAA
This is a messenger RNA of Gopherus flavomarginatus (Mexican gopher tortoise), 4718 nucleotides long. RefSeq names its product INO80 complex subunit B (gene INO80B). The coding region runs from base 131 to 1150 and encodes 339 amino acids. The record is from RefSeq and is a predicted model, not a curated record. Lineage: Eukaryota; Metazoa; Chordata; Testudines; Testudinidae. The transcript has 6 exons. Gene Ontology annotation, biological process: chromatin remodeling. Gene Ontology annotation, cellular component: Ino80 complex.